UACACACUAAGCGGUUUAACACGCUCUGCUAAGCUAGCUACAGUAUGAUUUGCGGUUGCUUCACCCAAAGCUUUUCUUGUAGUAUCUUUUGUUCAAGUUAGUUGCCCAAGAAAAGCGAGAAAUGGCCAACGGACAAGUUAUUUCUGAGGAGAGUUCUUUCAAAAAUGCGGAUGGACAGAAAAUUUUCGCAAAAUAUUGGAAAACAAGUGAGAAGAAACCAAGGGCACUGAUUUUCAUCUGUCACGGUGUUGGAGAGCACUGCUCGCGUUAUGAAAGACUGGGAAAAGCUUUGGCAGAGCGAGGCUAUGUGGCUUUCACUCACGAUCAUGUUGGUCAUGGCCAUAGUGAUGGAGAAAGAGUCCAAAUCUCUAAUUUUAACUGCUAUAUCAGAGAUGUCUUUCAACACAUUGAUCAAGUUACAGCAACCCACUCUGGAAUACCUGUGUUUAUUUUUGGACACUCUAUGGGAGGAACGAUAGCCAUUCAGUCUGUUUUAGACAGACCUGAUUUCUUUACAGGUGCAAUUUUCAGUGCACCAAGUGUAAAGGCAGAUCCAGCUGUGGCAACUGCUUGUUUGGUUUUCUUGGGGAAAAUAGCAGCAUGGAUUGCACCAGCCUUUCAGGUUAUCCCACCAAUUGAUCCCUCAGUAUUAAGUCGUGAUCCUAAAGAGGCUAAAAAAUAUGCAGAUGACCCACUUAACUGGCAUGGUGGAUUAAAAGCGAGAUGGACCAAUGCCAUUCUAAAUACCAUGGAAGACAUUCAGAAAAAUAUAUCUGCCCUUAAGACACCAUUUUUUGUUGCCCAUGGUGAUGACGAUCAACUUGUAAAGAUUGACAGCUCAAUCUUCCUAAACGAGAAUUCUCCAAGUAAAGACAAGACAUUCAAGGUAUACAAAGAUUGCCGUCAUGAGAUUUUGAAUGAACUGGAAGAAAGUGCAGCCACGUUCCUGAAAGACGUUCUAGAGUGGAUUGAACAAAGAUUACCUGUAGUUUUGCAGAUUUAAUGUUUCAAUUUGAUAUCAUAUCAAUAAACACCAAGCAAUAUUUUUAAUAA
Molecule: messenger RNA, 1053 nt
Organism: Pocillopora damicornis (cauliflower coral)
Lineage: Eukaryota; Metazoa; Cnidaria; Anthozoa; Scleractinia; Pocilloporidae
Product: monoglyceride lipase
Source: RefSeq, a predicted model, not a curated record